GUGCUCCAUGGAUGCUCCCUCCCUUCCUGCCCUUCUCCUGCAGACCCUCUGUGACUCCAUCAUGUGCCUUUGGCAGGAAGAGACCGCUGGUGUGGGCACCGGCCUCUUGGCGGACCUUCUGUUCCUCAAUGCUGAGACCGGUGCUGCCAUGCUGGAUUUGCUUGUGGAGGAGGGUGUCUCCGAUCCAACGCAAGUGCCCGCCAUGGUGAGGUACAUCCACCAGUGGCUCACGGCCAAUGAGUCUGCUGGGCACAGGCUGGACGAGGCCCUUCUGGAGCUGACCGAGGAAUACCCCUCAGACGUGAUGAUCACCCUAUUGCGCUGGGCCCCAUCGUGUGACAGAGCUGCCGCGACCAUGUGGGGAACCAUCAUGUCCUCGAGCAGGACUGCGGAGCCGGCGCUGCAGUUACUCCUCGACGCGCUCAGCGCCUGGCCAGUGUACAGCGUGUACACCUCUGAUGGGGACAACACAGGAGUCUUUGCCCUGGCUGCAACCGUGGCACUGUGGAGAGUCUUCAAUCUGACCUGGCGCUCCCCUGUCGUGCUGGAGUAUUUCCCCAAUCUCUUUCUGCGUCUGCUCUUCCAAGCUUACAUCAGCACGCAGGAGAUGCCAGAAGAGGGGCAAUGGUGCCUUUCUCUCCCCGCCAGGGAGAUGCGCCGCGUCUCCAUCAUCUGGUGUUGCGGCAUGGCAUCCUGCCUCUUUGACCUGCUCAGCGAAGGCAUUUCAGACUGGGAACUGCCCGCCCUGGCGUUCCUGGUGGAGGUCCUGGACUGCCUGGACUUGAGCGAAUGUGGCGAAAAAGUCCUGGAGAUCUUCACAAGUCAGCUGCAGAGCGAGUCCACGGAGAUGCGUCGCGUGGUGCUCCGCGGCCUCGUGGUGCUCACCUCGAUGGAUCCAAGCAUGUUCAACCUCACUGAAAGCCUUGGGAAACUACUGUGGGAUGCGGAUGAAGACAUCGUGGAGAUGACCCUCAUUGUGCUCAGCUUACUGCUGCUGCACAAAGACCUCACAAUAGCCAGCCCCAUCGCCCUGCAGCUGGCUGAGGCGCUCUGGCACCUCUUUGACAAUGAAAACAGCCAUGUGCAGCUGCUCUCCAUUCGCCUCUUCCAAGACGUGAUCACGCUGGUAGUGGCAAAGGACAAAAAGGCCCUGAAGAAGCAUGUGAGCGAGAGCCUGCUCCCGCUCUUCUUCCACUGCCACGAUGAGAACGGGCGUGUGGCACAGGCCUCUCGGGAAACGCUGCUUUCUGCAGUAAGGUUCCUGAAGAGGAAGGAUCUCAAGCAGCUGCUGAAGACGGAUCAGAUGUGGAGGUUGGCCGAGUGCUUGCUGGGAGAGGAUAGGAGCCGUGCGGCCGAGCGCCUGCGCCAGGCCCUGCCAUACCUGCGGAGCCCACAGGAGCCCCUGCGAGAGGCGGCCGUCAGGUUCAUUGGAGCCUGGGCGCAGGCAUCUGCAGCCCUGGCUGGCCUCGGCACCGCUGCCACCCUCUGGCAGCCAUGA
This is a messenger RNA of Haemorhous mexicanus (house finch), 1498 nucleotides long. RefSeq lists its product as uncharacterized. Gene Ontology annotation, cellular component: cytoplasm. The coding region runs from base 8 to 1498 and encodes 496 amino acids. NCBI's taxonomy places the organism in Eukaryota, Metazoa, Chordata, Aves, Passeriformes, Fringillidae. The transcript has 11 exons. The record is from RefSeq and is a predicted model, not a curated record.